AAUAAUUAGGCUGCGGGCGGGGGGUGUAGCGUCAGCGCCCGGCGCCGGCCAAUCCCGGAGCUCUCCCCCGCGGUCACGUCAUAGGCCGAACAACCAAACAGAAAAGUUUAAUAAACAGCGGACGGAGGGGCCGGCAGCGGCGGGGCCGGAGUGAGCCGAGGUUCGGCGGCCUCACCUGUCCCCACUCACCGGCGACGACCGGCGGCGGCGGGCAGCGCGUCAGGUGGAGAGAGCUGCCGCCAGGAAUGAAUCUGAAGUCUGCUGCAGUAAAACACUGAAGGCUUUAAAAUGUUUUCUUGCAUAAAACUCAAACUUUAAGUAGCUGCUUAUGAGAAUAGGGAAGGCAGGAAGCUAAUGUCUGUCUCAAGAUACAGGACAGCUGUUUGCUCAUCAACCUCAACUGUGUGUGCAACAGAGGAACAUGGCGCAAGAAACUAAUCACAGCCAAGUGCCUAUGCUUUGUUCCACUGGCUGCGGAUUUUAUGGAAACCCUCGUACAAAUGGCAUGUGUUCGGUGUGCUAUAAAGAACAUCUUCAAAGACAGAAUAGUAGUAAUGGUAGAAUAAGCCCACCUGCAGCUUCUGUCAGUAGUCUGUCUGAAUCUUUACCAGUUCAGUGCACAGAUGGCAGUGUCCCUGAAGCUCAGUCAACAUUAGACUCUACAUCUUCAUCUAUGCAGCCAAGCCCUGUAUCAAAUCAGUCACUUUUAUCAGAAUCUGUAGCAUCUUCCCAAGUGGACAGUACAUCUGUGGACAAAGCAGUACCUGAAACAGAUGAUCUGCAAGCUUCAGUAUUAGAUACAGCACAGCAGCCACCUGAAGAGCAAAGCAAGUCUCUUGAAAAACCAAAACAAAAAAAGAACCGCUGUUUCAUGUGCAGAAAGAAAGUGGGACUUACUGGGUUUGAAUGCCGGUGUGGAAAUGUUUACUGUGGUGUACACCGUUACUCAGAUGUACACAAUUGCUCUUACAAUUACAAAGCUGAUGCUGCUGAGAAAAUCAGAAAAGAAAAUCCAGUAGUUGUUGGUGAAAAGAUCCAGAAGAUUUGAACUCCUGCUGGAAUACAAAAUCCUUUGACCAUCUGCAAACUAAAAAUUGACUUGAGGUUUUUUUUCCUAGUCAUUGGGAAUGUAGAGCAAUGUAUCUUGCAUAGACCUUCUAAUCAUGCAUGUCAUCAGAAGAAUAGAUUUUUGUUUUGUUUUGAAAAUGACUCUGAACAUUUAUUUCCAUUGCAGUUUCUGUGGCUGAAAAGACUUAAACUUUACAAGUAUUAUCCUUUUAAGAUCAUUUUAAUUUUAGUUGAGUGCAGAGGGCUUUUAUAACAAACACGGAGAAAUUGUGGAGGGCUGUGAUUUUUCCAGUAUUAAACAUGCAUGCAUUAAUCUUGCAGUUUAUUUUCUCAUUGUGUAUGUAUAUAUAGCUUUUCUCUGCAGCACGAUUUCUCUUUUGAUAAUGCCCUUUAGGGCACAACUAGUUAUAAGUAACUGAAUGUAUCUUAAUCAUUAUGGCUGCUUCUGUUUUUUCAUUAACAAAGGUUAUACAUAUGUUAGCAUAUAGUUUCUUUGCACCCACUAUUUAUGUCUGAAUCAUUUGUCACAGGAGAGUGUGUGCUGAUGAGAUUAUAAGUUUGUGUGUUUUAAAAUUUUUUUGAGCAAAGGAAGAAAAGGCUGUAUGCAUUUCAUUGCUGCCUACAGAUUUCUUUCAGAUUACGUUCAUUUGUCUGUGUGUAUACAAUAUGAAGAAUGAUCUGAAGUAAUUGUGCUGUAUUUAUGUUUAUCCACCAGUCUUUGAUUAAAUAAAAAGGAAAAUCAAAAUGC
Molecule: messenger RNA, 1816 nt
Organism: Galeopterus variegatus (Sunda flying lemur)
Lineage: Eukaryota; Metazoa; Chordata; Mammalia; Dermoptera; Cynocephalidae
Gene: ZFAND6
Product: zinc finger, AN1-type domain 6
Exons: 7
Coding region: 422-1048 (208 amino acids)
Biological process (GO): protein targeting to peroxisome
Molecular function (GO): DNA binding; polyubiquitin modification-dependent protein binding; zinc ion binding
Source: RefSeq, a predicted model, not a curated record